This is a messenger RNA of Toxotes jaculatrix (banded archerfish), 4055 nucleotides long. It is a transcript of the gene prpf6, whose product is annotated as PRP6 pre-mRNA processing factor 6 homolog (S. cerevisiae). Gene Ontology annotation, biological process: spliceosomal tri-snRNP complex assembly; mRNA splicing, via spliceosome. Gene Ontology annotation, cellular component: U4/U6 x U5 tri-snRNP complex; catalytic step 2 spliceosome. Gene Ontology annotation, molecular function: protein binding. Bases 18 to 2927 code for a protein of 969 amino acids. The record is from RefSeq and is a predicted model, not a curated record. The transcript is spliced from 21 exons. Lineage: Eukaryota; Metazoa; Chordata; Actinopteri; Toxotidae.
UCGUCGUUGGAGCAACGAUGGCUAGCGCUGCAGCUAAACAAGCGCCUAAAAACACCCCCAAGGUAUCCGCGGGAGGCACCGGGGCGGCGGGGGCUAGCGGUGGGCCCCCGAUAAUGCCCCUCGCCUCUCCGCUCAUGGGGAAAAAGAAGAAACCGUUCCUGGGGAUGCCCGCUCCGCUGGGCUACGUUCCCGGUCUCGGCAGAGGUGCAACUGGUUUCACAACCCGGUCUGAUAUUGGUCCUGCUCGUGAUGCCAAUGAUCCAGUGGAUGACCGGCAUGCACCACCAGGGAAGAGGACGGUUGGGGACCAAAUGAAAAAGAACCAAGACGACGAUGAUGAAGAUCUGAACGAUACCAAUUAUGAUGAGUUUAAUGGAUAUGCAGGAAGCUUGUUCUCUAGUGGGCCCUAUGAGAAAGACGACGAAGAGGCAGAUGCUAUAUAUGCAGCACUGGACAAGAGGAUGGAUGAGAGACGCAAGGAAAGAAGGGAGUUGAGAGAAAAGGAGGAAAUCGAAAAAUAUCGUAUGGAGCGACCCAAAAUCCAGCAGCAGUUUUCUGACCUAAAGAGGAAGUUGGCAGAGGUGUCAGAAGAGGAGUGGUUGAGCAUCCCUGAGGUGGGAGAUGCAAGGAACAAGCGGCAGAGGAAUCCUCGCUAUGAAAAACUCACCCCUGUUCCUGAUAGCUUCUUCUCCAAGCACCUGCAGACUGGAGAGAACCACACCACUGUUGACCCUCUGCAAGGGCUGGGAGGUCUGAACACCCCUUACCCAGGAAGUAUGACCCCUGGUCUGAUGACACCAGGGACAGGAGAGCUGGACAUGAGGAAAAUCGGUCAGGCCAGGAACACACUCAUGGAUAUGAGGCUCAGUCAGGUAUCUGACUCAGUGAGUGGACAGACAGUGGUGGAUCCUAAGGGUUACUUGACAGAUCUCAACUCCAUGAUCCCCACACAUGGAGGGGACAUCAGUGACAUAAAGAAGGCUCGUCUGCUGCUGAAAUCAGUGAGGGAGACCAAUCCUCAUCACCCACCUGCCUGGAUUGCCUCUGCCAGGCUAGAGGAGGUGACCGGCAAACUGCAGGUGGCGAGGAACCUAAUCAUGAAAGGCACUGAGAUGUGCCCUAAGAGUGAGGAUGUGUGGCUGGAGGCAGCCAGGCUCCAGCCUGGUGACACAGCUAAAGCUGUGGUAGCCCAGGCUGUCCGCCACCUGCCGCAGUCUGUCCGCAUCUACAUCAGAGCUGCAGAGCUGGAGACUGACGUCAGGGCCAAGAAACGAGUCCUCAGGAAGGCCCUGGAGAAUGUGUCCAAGUCAGUUCGACUGUGGAAGACCGCUGUUGAGCUGGAGGAGCCCGAGGAUGCCAGGAUCAUGCUUAGCCGAGCCGUGGAGUGUUGCCCUACCAGUGUGGAGCUGUGGCUGGCACUGGCCCGGUUAGAGACAUAUGAGAACGCCCGUCGUGUCCUGAACAAAGCUCGAGAGAACAUUCCCACUGAUCGUCACAUCUGGAUCACUGCUGCCAAGUUGGAGGAGGCCAAUGGCAACACUCAGAUGGUGGAUAAGAUCAUUGACAGAGCCAUCACUUCUCUACACGCCAAUGGUGUGGAGAUCAACAGAGAGCAGUGGAUACAGGAUGCAGAAGAAUGUGACAAAGCUGGCAGUGUGGCUACCUGCCAGGCUGUUAUAAGGGCCGUCAUAGGGAUUGGCAUCGAGGAGGAGGACCGUAAACACACCUGGAUGGAGGAUGCAGAGAGUUGUGUGGCCCACGGAGCUCUGGAGUGUGCCAGGGCCAUUUAUGCCCAUGCUCUGCAGGUGUUCCCCAGUAAAAAAAGUGUCUGGCUUAGAGCUGCCUACUUUGAGAAGAGCCAUGGCACCAGGGAGUCCUUGGAGGCCCUGCUCCAGAGGGCUGUAGCUCACUGUCCCAAGGCAGAGGUCCUGUGGCUGAUGGGGGCCAAGUCCAAGUGGCUGGCUGAGGAUGUGCCUGCAGCCAGAAGUAUCCUUGCUCUGGCCUUCCAGGCUAACCCUAACAGUGAAGAGAUCUGGCUUGCAGCUGUUAAAUUGGAGUCUGAGAAUAAUGAGUAUGAAAGAGCCCGUCGACUGCUGGCAAAGGCCCGCAGCAGUGCCCCAACAGCCAGGGUAUUUAUGAAGUCAGUGAAGUUGGAGUGGGUGCUGGGCAACAUAGAAGCUGCCCAGGAGUUGUGCACUGAGGCUCUGAAACACUAUGAGGACUUCCCAAAACUUUGGAUGAUGAGAGGCCAGAUAGAGGAGCAGUGUGAAAACAUGGACAAGGCCAGAGAGGCCUACAACCAAGGGUUGAAAAAGUGUCCCCACUCCGUGCCCCUGUGGCUGUUGCUGUCCCAUCUUGAAGAGAGAGUGGGACAGCUGACCAGAGCCAGAGCGAUCCUGGAGAAGGCACGACUCAAGAACCCCCAGAGCCCCGAGCUAUGGUUGGAGUCGGUUAGACUGGAGUUCCGAGCCGGACUCAAGAACAUUGCCAACACACUGAUGGCCAAAGCCCUGCAGGAGUGCCCCAAUUCAGGUAUCCUGUGGGCUGAGGCUGUGUUUUUGGAGGCCAGGCCCCAAAGGAAGACAAAGAGUGUGGACGCUUUGAAGAAGUGCGAACAUGAUCCCCACGUCUUGCUCGCUGUUGCCAAGUUGUUUUGGAGUGAGCGGAAGAUCACUAAAGCCAGAGAGUGGUUCCUCAGGACUGUAAAGAUUGAGCCAGACCUAGGAGAUGCUUGGUCUUUCUUCUACAAGUUUGAGCUGCAACAUGGCACAGAGGAACAGCAGGAAGAGGUGCGAAAGCGCUGCGAGAAUGCGGAGCCCCGCCACGGAGAACUGUGGUGUGCCGAGUCCAAACACGUCUUGAAUUGGCAGAAAAAGACUGGAGAGAUCUUAGCGCUGGUCGCCAGCAAGAUCAAGAACACAUUCUGAGACUUAGGAAAUUUAGACUGAAAACACCUGGAGGACUCUGGCAGUCACAAGUCAAUCAAGGAGCAGCUAUGGACAUGCUCAGCUAUUGUUCUCUAUCUGGACUUGCCCAUCUCUGGAGCAUACAAAAUAUUAACAAAUAUCCCCAUAUCGUUUUCAUGUUUCAUUGUUUUACAAACUUAAAUCACAGUUGUUGUGCUUAGCAACAGAAAAUGAUGAUUUAAUGUAGAAGUGAAAACAAGUCUCUACAAGUUUUUUAAUCAAGUAGUGAUAUAAAAGUCAAAAUCACUCAUAACCCAUUUCAAGUGAAUAUGUAAUGGCGUCAUGUUUGGCAGCAGUGAAAGUGCUGGGUUUUGUGGAUAGGUCUGUGGUCUGUCCAGUUGCCCGGAGACUGUCAGUGAACUGCAUUUUCCAUGUCCUCAGAUGGACUGAGCUUUGGACUCAGCCACUUCAGGACAUUGAUGUUAUGAUUUUUAAGCCAUUUCUGUGUAGCUUUGUCUUUCUUUCUGAGGUCUUUGUCUUGCGUCUGAGUCUGCCUGCAGACUGCGCAGGUUGUCCUUUGGGAUUUCCUUGUAUUUCGCUGCAGUCAUUUUACCCUCAACCCUCAGAAGCUGUUCCAGGCCUGCCCACAGUGCGAUGGUGCUAUCAGCAUGCUUUGUGGUGGAGAUUGUGUUAAUAGCGAUGUUGAUUGUUUUGCUUACCCACAAACACUCAGAUGUUAGUCAAGGUUUUUUUUUCCACACAUGGUGUCUUGUUUAUGUGCUGCACCAGCUGUCGAUUCAGGUAUGCGUGAGCAGCUUGUGCCAGUUGUGUUUGCUAAAUUCAAAUGCGGUAAAAACCACACCCCACCAGCACAAACCGACACUUAAUUUGUUAAUCUGGUUUCACUUUUGUAUUAGUCUUUUUUUUUUUCUUUUUGCUGCUGAAUGUUGUCAGUAUUCCCAGUUGCAGUCAUUGUGGUUGAGUGAAAAUUGUAAAAGAAUAAACAUGAAAAAGCAAAACUGAAAAUGAAUACUUUCAGUAGUCACUGUAGGAGAGAAACAUUUAACAGUAGAUUUGGACAGAACUUUUUAGGUAUCAAGUGAUCAGUUGUUAUUGUCUAAAAUGGUGUUUGUUUAAAAAAAAUCUAAA